Mastomys coucha (southern multimammate mouse) is the source of this 4492-nucleotide messenger RNA. It is a transcript of the gene Gid4, whose product is annotated as GID complex subunit 4 homolog. The record is from RefSeq and is a predicted model, not a curated record. Gene Ontology annotation, cellular component: extrinsic component of membrane; GID complex. The coding region runs from base 516 to 1169 and encodes 217 amino acids. Gene Ontology annotation, biological process: proteasome-mediated ubiquitin-dependent protein catabolic process; negative regulation of gluconeogenesis; protein targeting to vacuole. NCBI's taxonomy places the organism in Eukaryota, Metazoa, Chordata, Mammalia, Rodentia, Muridae. The transcript is spliced from 6 exons.
GCGCACUGCGCCACGUGCUUUCUCUGUCCGCCAAUGGGCGGAAGCGCCGCGUGAGCUUGCUCCCGCCUCUCCGACGCGCCCGCGCCAAUUGGAAGCUGCAGAGUGUGUGUGUUUGUGUGUGUGUGUGUGUGUGUGUAUGUGUGUGUCUGUGUGUGUGUGUUUGUGUGUGUGUGUGAGUGUGUGUGCGUGUGUGUGAGUGUAUGUGUGUGCGCGCGCGUGUGUGUGUAUAUGAGUGAAUGUGUGCACGUGUGUGUGUGUGCGUGUGUGUGUGAGUGUGCGCCCGCGAGGGCGAGUGGGAAGGGGGACCCAGCUCAGGACAGGGAGGCCCUUCUUGCAGGUCUCGGGGUCCAGGUGGCGACACGAGAGCUCGGUCAGCCGGCAGCGGGCGGGUGGUUCCCCGGCCCCUCCCCCGCGCGUGCGCGCCCGGGUCCGCCCUCCCCGCAGCUUCGGCUCCCGCGCGGCGGCGGCGGCGGUUCCUUCCCCCUCCCCCAGCCCUGGCUCCGGGGGACCCCGCGAUGCCGGUCCGCACCGAGUGUCCCCCGCCGGCGGGUGCGUCAGCCACAUCCGCGGCCUCACUCAUCCCGCCGCCGCCCAUCAACACCCAGCAGCCCGGCGUGGCCACCAGCUUGCUCUACAGCGGCUCCAAGUUCCGUGGCCACCAGAAGAGCAAGGGGAACUCGUACGACGUAGAGGUGGUGCUGCAGCACGUGGACACUGGGAACUCUUACCUUUGUGGGUACCUGAAGAUUAAAGGCCUUACAGAGGAAUAUCCGACCCUUACAACCUUCUUUGAAGGAGAAAUAAUAAGCAAAAAACACCCUUUCUUAACUCGGAAGUGGGACGCAGAUGAAGACGUGGAUCGGAAACACUGGGGCAAGUUUCUGGCUUUUUAUCAGUAUGCAAAAUCAUUUAAUUCAGAUGACUUCGAUUAUGAAGAACUGAAAAAUGGGGAUUAUGUCUUCAUGAGGUGGAAGGAGCAGUUCCUGGUCCCGGACCACACAAUCAAAGACAUCAGCGGUGCCUCCUUUGCUGGCUUCUAUUACAUCUGCUUUCAGAAGUCAGCAGCCUCCAUAGAGGGCUACUACUACCAUCGGAGUUCAGAAUGGUAUCAGUCCCUCAACCUGACCCAUGUUCCUGAACACAGUGCACCCAUCUAUGAGUUCCGGUGACAGUGGUUCAGAACAGUGGCCAAAUAAAACUGAACUUGGCAACAAAGAGCUUUGCUGAGGAAAUUAUGUACCUGCCAGAACCAGGAGAGGUGUGUUCCUGUUUCUUCACGAGCAGACUUCUUCAGAAAGCAUGAAUGUUAACCUACAGGAUCCAAGGAGCAUGGCCAACCUGCAGGCAGGCAGAGGGAGCUGCCCACCUCCCCGCUCCUUCCUCUCAGUGGCGUUGUGGUCACCAUCUGUUUCUGAACAACCUUAAAUGCACUUUCCUUCCUGCACAGCUAACUUCUGCAUCACUGAAAUGCCAUCUUUCCUCGGUCUGCCUCUAGCCACGUGGAAGGUCAGCUCCUGGGUCACCUUAGCCUUGGUGCUCAGUGGUCUCCACCCAGGCCCUACUCCUUCCCCAGUUGCUUGUUUGGUAGCCCAAGGAAAGGCAGAGCCCAGCAUCUUGUGCCCCAGAGCUCUAUGUGAGGAGUUGUCUGGGCCCAGCAUCUACCACCAAUGAGAUGAGAUGGGGACCCUGGUAGGCCUCAUCAACCUUUGACUCCAGUUGAUGUUUUGUGGGGCCCUGUGUGUUAACAAUGCAAGACUAGUACAUGGCUGUCGGAUUUUCUGGGCCUGCUGUUGGGGAUCACUAAAUUUAAGGCUUCCAGAUCCCUGGUAGGAGUAGAUCCCAAACUGCUUUCUCAGUACAUUUGCUCCAAACUUCUGAACUUGAGGGCAAUACUAAAAUAAAAGAGUUUUUUAUUACAAAAUUAUUAUUUUUAUGGUACCUUUAACAAGGACCCUAUGGCAAAUGCACAAUUAUUCCGAAUUACAUUUAUCGUUUUCACAUUGAAAACAGCAAAUGUUGACUUAGUGACUUUUAUAUCUAUGUCUAUAUGUAUAUUUAAUCAACCAGCAGUUUUAAAACAAGUCAUCCUGAUACAAAAGUUUUGCAGCAUUGCUUAAAUGACAGUGCUAAACACAAGAACUGUUUCCAGGCCAGCUGAGCGUUUGCGCCUCCUCCUUUUGCUACUCAAAACAUCAGCGUGUCAUGACAACCUUUUCCAAAGGCAGAGGGGGCCAUUCUCCGGAAAGGAUGGCCGAAAUGUUGGCAUGGCGUGGGCAGGAAGAAAUGCGCUCAAAUAACUUGAGGCUCAUGUGCCAAAGUAUGAGGGAUGGGAGUGGUUCGGUUUGGUUUGGUUUGGUUUGGUUUGGUUUUUCUAAAUGUUUAAGAAGCUUAAUAGAUUGGCAUCAGUUGUAGUCCACAAUAUGGUCAGGACUUUGGGGAAGUCUGGUGGUUUACAGGUCCAAACACAAGGAAAAAAGCUUUAAAAUAAAUACAGCAUGGGGGCUGGGAGUGCAGCUGAUGGAGCACUAGCUUGUCAUAUAUGAGGAAAGCCCUUGCUUCCAUUUCCAGUGCUGCAAAAAAGGAACACCAAGGGGUAGCAGUUGGCUGUUCUUGUCAUGUGCUGUCUGAUACUAAUACUGAAUAUCUGGGGAGCCUUAGGAGGGCAGAAGUGAGGAAAGGAACCCACAGGCACUUGAGGUACCCAUAGUUCUAAAACUUACCCACUCAGUAAAGCUGGGGCUCAGAAACCAUAAAAUAAAUCAUCCCAAGACUUAGGUAGAAGAAAAUGAUUCACAUCCAUUGGUAGGGCUGAGUCAGUGGUUCCUUACCCUUGAAAAGCAACCUGGGUAUGGCAGUGCACCUUUAGUCCCAGCUACUCAGAAGCCUGAGCCCAGGAGUGAGGGUCAGUCUGAGGUGAACCUAAACUUCAUCUGACACCACAAUUCAACUGAAUAUGAGAUGUCCAACUCUGAUCAGAAACACCUGGUUUACACCACGGGACACCAUCGCUUCAGUUAAGCUGAGGGACAACACUGAAGAGUGAAGAAGGUACUGACUGCUGGCUUUUCCCUGCAGCACCCUUAGCUCCUCUGGCUGUCCUUUCCACCAUGCCGUUCAACUCUUGUAUGCCCUGCAGGUAUCAUUCAGCAGUAGAUGGAGUCACCCUCAAGCUGGGGCUUGUGUAUAGCUCAAGUACCACAUCAGUGAACAGCUUCUCCUGUAAACUGGGCAGGCCAGGUUAUAGCAUAGGGAUUUCCCCCCCACACUCCCUUUCUUUUCCUUUGAUCUCUUUGUCAUCAGGGUCUCACUUUGUAACUCUAGCUGGCCUGGAGCUCACUUUGUAGAUCAGGCUGACACUGAACCCACACACUGAACCCACUGAGAUCCACUUGACAACACAGAGAGUGCUAGGAUUAAAGGUGUGAGCCACCACACCCUGCUUUUUUUUUUUUCUUUUCCUCUCAUAGCUAGGGAAGUGUUCCUAAGUUUCUAAUUUUCUACUUAGAAAGAUGAGAGAAGGAUGCCUUUGGCAGACUUCAGACCCACCUGAAGACUUGCUGCUCAGAAGUCUGCCCCUGAGCACUGGGCAGGAAUAAACAUGUUCUUAGUAACUCCUACCUGGUGGACAGUGAUGACUUUUCCUUUUCUGUCCCUGGAGGACCUCUGGGGGCUUGUCUCCAUUGGUAGCUCUUUUCUCCAGCGGUCUCGGUGGCUUACAUGCCUCUGGGGGCUUGUCUCCAUUGGUAGCUCUUUCUCCAGCUGUCUCGGUGGCUUACAUGCCUCUGGUACUGUGUGCAAUAUCUUUGACUGGCACUUGUAUCUAACAGUGAAGAAUAAGUGCAGACUGCAAAUUUUCUUACUGUUCUCUACUCCAACAAGCCAGCCCCCAGGCAGGGACUAGAGGUCUGGCUGGUCUUCUCUUAACUCUCCACUCUAAAGGCUCCACUGCUGUGGCCAGCUGUGGCCCUCUCGUUCCCUGCUUUACCAGUCUACCCACCUCUCUCCUUUAAGAUUGUCUAGCAUUUCAGCUGCAGUCCAAAAGUAAGUAGACAAUGCCUAAUAUUAAGUAGACAGUCAGUUGGUAUACUGGCCCUGUUAGCAGUGUUGGAGUCAGGCUCCAGUGGAACAAAGGGGUUUCUCAACAUCUUUUGCUUUCAGAAGCAGGGAAUGUAUAUUCCCUUUAAGGCCUUGAAUGGAUUUUUUUUCCUCAUAAAAUAGUCACUGAUAAGCUAAUUUUUAAAAAGAAAUGCCAUUAAGUAUGUUACAUUGUGGUUUAAAAUUACUAACAAGUUCUGAGAAAGAAAAAUACUUGAUUUUGAAUCUUAAAUGUUUUUUAAAAAUUAGAUUUGAAUGGGCGCAAAAUAUGAAUAUUUUGUUUCUUUAUGGAAGACCUGUGGAAAGGGUUUGAAGAUUUGCAAUAGGAGAAGUAUUUUGCAGAGCUAUCAAUGUCUAAAUAAUUUUUGAAAAAAAACAAUAAAGGUAUUUAAGCAGU